AUGUCUGUGAAUCCCACAGGGGAGUUCGCGCCCGGGGACGUCUUCCCGCUAUUUAUUCUGGCUCGAGGAUAUGCAAAUGAGUGUAGACCACUGAAGUUUGAUACGCUUGCAAUUCGAAUUUCAACGUCUGGAUUAGCCAUCGGAUCACGGGAAGAUACCGAGGAAUUCAUAACUGCAGGUGCGUGCGGAUAA
Messenger RNA from Opisthorchis viverrini, 192 nucleotides. RefSeq lists its product as hypothetical. Lineage: Eukaryota; Metazoa; Platyhelminthes; Trematoda; Opisthorchiida; Opisthorchiidae. The record is from RefSeq and is a predicted model, not a curated record. The coding region runs from base 1 to 192 and encodes 63 amino acids. The transcript has a single exon.